GUAAUUACUGGCCAGCAGAAGUGGGCAGGACUUCAUGGGAUGAUGGUAGAGCUUCACAAAUUGGGGAAACAUGCUCAUAUGCGUGUGCUAGAUGCGAGGUAUCCUAGCCCACUUGUCGUUGGUGAUAGGACUCCGGACCGAUUGAAGCGCACCAACAGUACCGUUUGGAAAGCUAUUAUAGACCGCAUCGACUGGGGUCGAUGACAGGCAUGCAUCUCGAGGUACUAAACACACCCCUUCCUUCGCAAUCCAGUUUGCGGGUGUCUUAUAUCGUUAUGGCACUGUGGGAUACGAUAUAAUCUCCUCAGGGCCUACGUUCAACACGUGUAGUCCGCCAUCUGUAUUUGUCUUUGCCCUUGUCAACACAAGCAAGACAGUUUAUCAGUUCCGUGACGAAAGGGCUGCCGAACCAACAACUCGACCUUGAUAAGCUAUAGACAGGGUCGGGCCGCAUUCAUGAUUUUCAACAUCGUCGAACGGUCAACGCCGUCAAUCUUUGAUCCAAAACAAACCAUGCGGAUACGUUGUUCGGGGUACUUAUCAAGGCGUUCUGGCAAUGCACGG
Neurospora hispaniola is the source of this 564-nucleotide messenger RNA. RefSeq lists its product as uncharacterized. Bases 40 to 204 code for a protein of 54 amino acids. The transcript is spliced from 2 exons. NCBI's taxonomy places the organism in Eukaryota, Fungi, Ascomycota, Sordariomycetes, Sordariales, Sordariaceae. The record is from RefSeq and is a predicted model, not a curated record.